Molecule: messenger RNA, 2088 nt
Organism: Plasmodium relictum
Lineage: Eukaryota; Apicomplexa; Aconoidasida; Haemosporida; Plasmodiidae
Product: conserved Plasmodium protein, unknown function
Exons: 1
Coding region: 1-2088 (695 amino acids)
Source: RefSeq, a predicted model, not a curated record
AUGAAACAUUUUGUCUUUCAUUUAUUAUUCUACUAUUUUUAUAUAAACUAUUAUUUUAAAAUAACGAACGAAUUAUCAAUAAAAAGAAAAAGAAAUUUAUUAGAAAUAAAUGUAAAGAAGAACUAUUACUUUUUUAAUAUAAGUAAAAAAAAUUUUAUCAAGCCAUUUUCAAAAACAAAAAAUAGUAGCAGUAAUAAAAAGAAAUUUGUGAAUAACUUACUUUUUAAAAAUAGCAAUUUUUUACAAAAUGAAAAUAUAUUUUUAAAUAAGAAUGUAUUUCUAAAUAAAAGAGAUAAUUAUUUUAGUAAGAAAGGUGUUUUAUUUAACAAAGAGGAUCACUUAAAAAAAAAAAAGAAAAAAAAAUAUUUCUCCAAGUUACUAGCUAAGUUACCAGUUAUAACAAUAAAUAAAAAUUUGUAUCCAAAAGAAUAUAGCACAGAUUACGAAAAUGUAUUAAGGAAAUAUCAUGUGACUUAUAUAAAUUAUAAAACAAGAUUAAGAAGUAAAAAAGAAAUUGAUAUACGUUCAAUUGAUGAUUUAUAUGGACAAAUAUAUGAUAGAAAUGUUUUAAAAAAACAAUUUUAUUUUUUUUUAUAUCAUGACGAUAUUAACACAUGCUAUAGGAUUUUAAAUGAAAAUAGAAAUGUACUAACAAGAGAAGAAUCAUUUAAAAUAUUAAAUUCAUUACCUUAUAUAUUUUUUAAUCAUUUAAAUUAUAAAUAUCCAACAUUAGACAACGUAGAUGAAGUAUUAAGCAAACUAUUAAAAACAUAUAUUUUUCAGUAUGCUAAUGAUAAAAACAUUGAUUUUUUAAAUUUUAAAUAUAAAUACAAUGAAUUAGAUGAAUAUUGCCAAAAAUUAGAAAAAGAUUUUAUGAAUGAACAGAAGGAUUUAGAAAAAAAAGAAGAUAAAGAAAAAUCCCAUAAGGAAGUUAUUGAUAGAAAUGAAAGCUGUAUAACAAAUAAACAAACUUCAAAUAAUAGCUCUUUUGAGAAAAGAGAGGAAAAUUUAAAUAACAAAGACAUUUAUGAUGAUGAAAAUAAUAAUAAUUACGAAGAAAAAUAUAAGCAUAUGAAUUAUGAUUAUAAAAUAAUUGAAGCAACACAAAAAUAUAAAGAGUUAAUAGAAAAAUUUAAAAAAUAUCCAAUUAACAUAAAAUUAGAAAAAGUACAGUUAUUAUAUACAAAAAUUUUAAGUAUGAAAGGAAGUAAAAUAUUUGAGGGAUUCAGAAAACAUGAAAGUAUAAAAAAAAAUGAGGAAAGAAAAAUAUAUAGAAAUGCGAGAUUAAAACUAGAUGUUCAUAAACUAACCCCUUAUGUAAAUGAACCAAUUAAAUGUGAUAUUAAAAAAAAAGAAGAAGUGAAUAAACUAUUUGAAAAAUAUGUAGAAGAAAAAGAUUUAAAAAAUUCUUGCUUAAUAAUAAGAAAAUAUACUAAUUUAAUAGAUACAAAGGAAUUGAAAAGUAGAGAAAUAAUGAAAAAAUUUUUAAAAUUGCAUGAAUAUAUAUAUAAAUGUAAUAAAUAUAAUGAAAAAGAGUUAGCUCAUUUGAGAAUGAUUUAUUAUUCAACUGUUCACAAACCUAGGGUUGCCAGAAAAAUAUGUGAAGUUGGUAUGAGAGAACAAGGAGAAAAUGUUACUCACAGAGAAGUUUAUGAAAAAGAGUUAAGCAAAUAUAUAAAACAAAGAAAUGAAUUAUUUGAUGAAAGACUGAAAAAAAAAAAUAUUGAUAUAGAUGAAAUAAGAGAUUUCAGUUCAGCUUAUCCAAUGGAAUGGUUACCUAUAAUUCAUAAAGAUUUAUUUGAAAAAAUAGAAAAAGAAAGAAGCUUAAAAAAUACUGACAAACACACUAUUAAAAAAAAAAAAGAAUCUAUUAAAAAAUUAUUUACUUCUAAUAUUGAUGAACAUAUGGAAAAACCUUUACAUUCUCUUGAAAUGGAAAAGAAUGAUAAAGAUAUGCAAAACAAUUUAUUAAGUGAACAAAAUGAGUUAAAAAUAGGAAGAAAUUUAAUAAAUUAUAAAAAAAUAACAAAAGGGAAAAAAAAAAGAAAAAAAGAUAAAACAAAUAAGAAUGAUACAAAAAAAGAAUAA